Messenger RNA from Paramecium pentaurelia, 990 nucleotides. NCBI's taxonomy places the organism in Eukaryota, Ciliophora, Oligohymenophorea, Peniculida, Parameciidae. The record is from the annotation of a GenBank genome assembly.
UAUGGAUCCCAUUUAAAAUAAACAAAAUAUAGACGAUUCAGAGGGCGAGGAAAUAAUAUAGGAAGGAGAAGUAGAUGAAAACUUCGAAUAAAGAGUUUAAAAGCUAUUAUAUGAAACUGACAAUGGAUUAAACUUAUAUAAUAAACCUGUGAUGCCUUUGAUUUAUUAUGAAUUUAAUGAAGAAAUUAAAUAAUAGGCAGAAUAAGUUAUAAAUUAAGACACAACUAUCAUUCCUUAAGAUAAAUAUGAAAAAUAUGAAAAAGAAGCAUCAAAAAUAUGGGAUAAAUUUUAUAGGCAUCAUUAAAAUAAUUUCUUUAAAGAUAGACACUAUUUAGAAAGAGAAAUACCUGAAUUAAAUCAAUUUAAAGAAAGCCAUAAAAUAGAUGAAACAAAAUUAUAUGUUAUUUGUGAAAUGGGAUGUGGAGUUGGUAAUGCUUUAUUUCCUUUAAGAAAAAAUUAUACAUUCUUCAAAAAAGUUUAUGGCUUUGAUUUCAGUAAAAGAGCUAUUGAUGUUUUGAAAGCUAAUGAAUUAUAUGAUGAAAAUGUAUAUUAAGCUUGCGUUUGCGAUUUAGUUUUAGAUCAAUUACCAGAUUUUGAAAGACCUGAUUUAGGAACUUUAAUAUUUGUUCUUUCUGCAAUAUCUCCAGAAAAUCAUUUAAUGGUAGUUAGGAAAAUAUUUGAAUGGAUGAAACCAGGAAGUGUUCUAUAUUUUAGAGAUUAUGGUUAAUAUGAUUUUGGAUAAAUAAAUUUAUCUAAGAAAAAGAAUAGAAAAUUAAAAGAUAAUUUUUAUGUUAAGCAUGAUGGUGUUAGGGUUUAUUAUUUUAGUAAUUAAGUAAGUAAUUUAUAAUAUAGUAGGAAGUGACAUCAUUAUUUACGACUGCUGGAUUUAAAUAAUUAGAUGUUAAAGCUCAUUAUAGAUAUAUAGAAAAUAGAAAAACAAAAGUUAAGAUGUAUAGAGUUUGGGUUCAAGGUAGAUUUUUAAAAGAAUGA